AUGAUCGCCUGCUUCUAUCGAUCGUUCGUUCUUCUUCUGAUCGUUUCGUUUCUAUUCUCAUCUUCCUAUGGACAUAAACAAUCAUCCAUUUAUUCCAUUAUAUUUAGUGAAGAUGAUCAGAGGCGCACAGAAACGAAAGAUGACGAUGACCAAUAUACCAGCGAAUCAAAAUAUGACCGGGCUUCAUAUCAACACGAACAAGCUGAAUUAGCGAAUAUUUAUGCACCCAAUCGGACUUAUAUCUCAAUGCACGAUGAUCGGAUUCAUCCAUCGAAUUUUACUUAUUUUACAUUUAAAAAUCGUGGGACUUAUCGAUUUAUUCUGAUAUCGUUACGUGGCGAUGCCGAUCUAUAUAUUUCAACUAGCCAUAAACAUGUAUCGUAUGAUAAUUACGAUUUUAGUUCAUGCACGUGUGGCAUAGAUGAGAUACUGAUCGAUCCCUACGUAAAACGACCCAUUUACAUUGGCAUCUACGGCUAUUCUCAAUAUCAAGUAAGUCAUUAUCGUUUACUUGUUGAAUUAGUCGACGCGACAAUUCCACUGGAUGAUCUACACGAUGACCCAACUACAGCAGAUCAAGAUACAACACAAAAGAAUCAAAAGACUUCACGAGUUACUAGUGAAAGCAGAGAUGAUGAGCAACAUUUACUGUGGAAUAUUCUCGUAUGGAUACUGAAUGUUCUCUUCGAAGUAUUAACUUGA
Adineta ricciae is the source of this 702-nucleotide messenger RNA. The record is from the annotation of a GenBank genome assembly. NCBI's taxonomy places the organism in Eukaryota, Metazoa, Rotifera, Eurotatoria, Adinetida, Adinetidae.